Paramecium sonneborni is the source of this 421-nucleotide messenger RNA. The record is from the annotation of a GenBank genome assembly. Lineage: Eukaryota; Ciliophora; Oligohymenophorea; Peniculida; Parameciidae.
AUGAGGCACAUCUAUUUUAAUUAAUUUUUAAGUUUGACCAUCAGUCAUUUAUUUGGAGAAAUGUCUUUUUUUUUUUACAAUUUUAUGGAAUCAGACCACAUUCUCAGAAAUUUAUAAACUUUUUCAUUAAUUGAAUUAUAAAAGGAACUAAGUGUUAUAUAUAGAGAUAAAAAGCAAGCCAACAAAGUUAAAAUAGCAAUAGUAGCAACAUUAUUACAAACAACUCGUAUAUGGGGUUUUUAGAAAAUUAGAUAAAGCCUAUAUUACAAAAAUAGAAUUAUUCCUGAAUUUUGAGACUGGAGAAAAUAAGAAUAAAUUCAAAAAAAUCUCAUCACAGGAGCUAAGAAGAUACACAACGAGAAGAUCCUCUCAAAGCAUAAACAAAAGCAAUAAUAGAAAGAAUUCCAGACAGCUAUGAGAA